Messenger RNA from Peniophora sp. CBMAI 1063, 1179 nucleotides. The record is from the annotation of a GenBank genome assembly. Lineage: Eukaryota; Fungi; Basidiomycota; Agaricomycetes; Russulales; Peniophoraceae.
AUGGACGACUAUGUUUUCCUCGAAGACGUCGGACGCGCCGUUGAAGACUUUGGCCGCGAGAUCGCGCGUAACGGGCUCGCUUCCACUUCUGCUACUAUCGCCCCUACGGGAAUGCGUGGGAGAGGGCGAGGGCGGGGAAGGGGCGGUGCUGGAGGUGUCGGGAGGGGAAGGCCGAAUAGCAAGCGCGAUGUGCUCAAACUGCAACUUGAGGCACGGGAUAUAGAAGUUGAGAUGCUACCGCCAGGAAUGCAUCGCCGCACGCUCAAUCAGUCUACGUGGGACUUCAAAAACCAAACGGCGCUCCUGACCAUUGAAUUCCGUUUACACACUCCUGCCGACGCUACGACCGAGGGCAAUUCGGAUACAAUGCCGCAUGCAUUGCUUAUUCAUCGCUGUCCGCUUACCGCAACUCCCUUGGCUUUGCUUCAGGCGCACAUGAUAGAUCGCACGAAACCACCAGGACGCGGCUCUUCCAGGAAGAAAAGCAAGAAGGGCCGUCCGAUGGAUACAGACGACAAUAGCGCCGAUGUGUUACCCCCCUGGCUCGCCCCGCUCGUGCUUCCGCACCCAGGCGUACCAGAUGCAUUUGAACUGCCGACAUUCUUCAUACGCGCGACACAUAAUCCCUACACCUCCGUGUCAGGAGCCGAAGACCGGUAUGUUAUGGUCGACGGUCAGACUCCGCUCUCGCGUAUUCUCAAGGGUCAAACAUUCGUUGAGUUCCCAACUCUCGAGGUGUGCGAAUCAGGCGCGAUGCCGGAGCGCCCCGCUGGGAACGAACUAGAGGGAAGACCGCAGAAGAGGCGAAAAAUUGAUGUCAAGGGAGGACGGAAAGCUAUCGGGGCACUCGUAGGGGCGUAUGGCAGCGAUAGCGAGGGAGACGAUCAAGAGCAGGAAGUUGGACAAGGGUUUGACAUAUCUUUGGGAGAAAUAGGAGAGUAUGUGGAUGAAGAGGACGCGGAAUCGCGUGGGGACGAUGGAGAUGUAGACGGAGUGCAGGACGAGGCGGAAGGAGAGGCGGAAGAAGACGUGCGGACAUUCUCGGAUCCGGGCACUGGGGGAGAGGAGGGUGGGGAGCUUCCAGGACCUGUCGACUAUGCUGCUCUGCUGGAUAUCGUCCACCAGCAGGGAGUCACACAGAGUGUCGAUGUUGACUGGGGCUCAGAUGCAGAGGGAUAG